This is a messenger RNA of Sinocyclocheilus rhinocerous, 2099 nucleotides long. Its product is annotated as membrane-bound O-acyltransferase domain-containing protein 2. NCBI's taxonomy places the organism in Eukaryota, Metazoa, Chordata, Actinopteri, Cypriniformes, Cyprinidae. Gene Ontology annotation, molecular function: acyltransferase activity. Gene Ontology annotation, cellular component: membrane. The record is from RefSeq and is a predicted model, not a curated record. Gene Ontology annotation, biological process: lipid modification.
AUUUGUAAAUGCGUUUGGCGGACUGUGGGGUGUUGUACUGCCGUUUUUUUACCAGCAGUGGACAGCAGCAAGCAGCAACAGUCUCUCCAGAGGUGGAUGUGGAUGAGUGUGGGAUUGAAUCAGGGCGAACUGGGCUGCCACUGUCAUAGAGAACAGCACAGAACUAAUACAAUAGCGAAACAUGGCUACUGAGACGAUAUCAGCCUGCACCGGAUCCAACUUGCUACAGCCAAUAAGCGAGAUAACCAACCUUCCGUUAGAUCAGGUGAACUUUGUAGUAUGUCAGCUCUGUGCCCUGCUCACGGCCGUGUGGUUCAGGCUCUAUCUGCACCCCAGCAAGACCAGUCCUUUUGUGCGGCAUGUGGUGGCCACACUGCUGGGCAUCUACUUUGCCCUCUUCUGCUUUGGCUGGUAUGCUCUUCAUUUCCUGCUCCAGAGUGGCAUUACUUAUGGAAUAAUGAUUCUGACCGGAGUCGAGCACAUGCACAAAUACUGUUUGGUGGUCGCCCUGGGUUAUCUAAGCUUCUGCCAAAUUACCCGGGUUUAUGUCUUUGAUUACGGAAUGUACUCUGCAGAUUUCACGGGGCCGAUGAUGGUCAUCACACAGAAGAUAACCAGUGUGGCUUUUGAGAUCCAUGAUGGAAUGGCAAGGAAAGAAGAUCAACUAAACCAAAGUCAAAAACUGUUGGCCAUAAGACGAAUGCCCAGUUUAUUGGAGUACUUCAGUUACAACUGUAAUUUCAUGGGGAUUUUGGCUGGUCCCACCUGCUCUUAUAACGAUUACAUAGCCUUCAUCGAGGGCACCCCCUAUCGCCACAGAGACCUUGAGACCAAAGGAAAAGUCAAUGUGAAGAGCAGACUGAACGACCCUUCACCAAAUACAGAGGUCAUCCGGAAACUGGCCACCUGCUUCAUCUCUCUGCUGGUCUUUCUCUCCGUCUGCAAAGUCUGUCCUGUGGAGCGUAACGUUGAUGAUGAUUUUAUUGCCACCACGCCCUUCUAUGCUCAGGUGGUCUACCUGUAUUUGUCCAUGCUGACCACCCGGCCUAAAUACUACUUUGUUUGGACUUUGGCUGAUGCCAUCAAUAACGCAGCAGGAUUUGGAUUUAAUGGCUACGACAGUAAUGGUUUGCCUCGAUGGGUCCUGGAUAACUGGAACAUUCAAACAGCACACUGGCUUAAAAGGGUGUGUUAUGAACGUUGUCCCUACAACCCCACUGCUGCAACCUUCCUGCUGUCAGCCAUGUGGCACGGGGCUUACCCAGGCUAUUACCUCACCUUCCUCACUGGCAUCGUCAUCACUCUUGCAGCCAGAGCUGUGAGACACAAUGUAAGACCGUACUUCUUGGGUUCUCCAGCUCUCAAGUUUGUGUAUGAUGUCAUCACAUGGGCGGCUACACAGAUUGCCAUUUGUUACACAGUGGUUCCCUUCGUUCUGCUUUCUGUGGGUCCCUCGCUCAAGUUCUACAGGUCAUGGUACUUCUGCAUCCACAUAGGCUGUAUACUGCUGGCCAUCGCGUUGCCUGUGAAACCACGCCAUCUGCGGCUGAAAGAGCAACAGCCUACUGUACAGCCAAGUCUGGAGAGCACAGACAGCAACAGCAACCAGAAACAAAAAGCCACAUGAGUCCCGGAACACCUUACCAAUCUUAUAUACACACACAGACUGGGCAAAUGUACCUAUUCUCCAGCCACACAUGAAGAGAGUCAGAUAAACUGAAGCUCACAAAUAAACCAACCAACCAGCCUCUGUCUGGACUGAUAGAGUAAGUCAUCCCUUGGCUCAGUAUAGUGGUACUGGGAUUGGACAGUGAUUUGAGAUGAUGGAAUCAAAUCUGACUGGUAUAAGAGGAGUUUUAUUGCCAAGAAAACACUGUUGUAUAGAAUUAUGUGACCUUGCCUUUGUAAUUCAACUUGUCACAGCAAGUAUUAGUGUCCUAAUCUGGUGGUCUUGCAUUGGGCUUGUAAAUAGGAUUUUCUUGCAAGGGACAAGGCCAAUACCACUUGCAGAAAGCUGGCAACAUUAUAUUUGAAAGCAAAGAUUUUUAAUGUGGUAGGGGUAAAAAUAAAUAUGACUAACUAAACUAAAAUCUAAUAAA